This is a messenger RNA of Aethina tumida (small hive beetle), 796 nucleotides long. RefSeq names its product protein takeout. The coding region runs from base 21 to 758 and encodes 245 amino acids. The transcript is spliced from 6 exons. The record is from RefSeq and is a predicted model, not a curated record. Lineage: Eukaryota; Metazoa; Arthropoda; Insecta; Coleoptera; Nitidulidae.
UUAAAAUAUUUUUCACCAUCAUGAUGUUGACAUCUCUGGCAUACUUGUUUGGAAUUAUUGUAACAUUGGAAGCUUUAAAAUUACCUGAGUAUAUUAUUCCUUGUGAGGUUAACGAGAAAUUUAAUGAAUGUGCUUUAACUACCGCAAACCGGGUAAUACCACAAUUUGCCAAAGGUGACAAAAAAUUUAAAAUACCCAGUUUGAUGCCAUUGAAGAUUCCAUUCGUAGAACUGUCACCCGGAUCAGGAUUUACUUUAAAAAUAAAAAAUAUGGAAAUUUAUGGAUUAGAAAAUUUAAAAAUGAUCAUGUCAAAGACGGAUUUCAAAAACAAAAAAGGAGUGGGUUUAGUAAAUGCAGAUAAAUUAGUAAUAUUGGGGAAUUACGAAAUUAAAGGCAGUAUAUCAGUUUUGCCAGUUGAAGGCAAAGGUCCUUUGAAUAUCACUCUAGUGGGAGCCAAAUUUAUAGACAACUAUUCCUGGAACAUCAUUAAUAGAGGAGGACAAGAUUAUAUUGAUAGUUUGAAUUCUAAAUUGGAUUAUAAUAUAGAGAGAGCCAUUUAUAAUUUUCAGAACCUUUUUAAUGGAGAUAAGAUGCUAGGUGAUCAAUUAAACAAUUUUUUGAAUGAAAAUUGGCAACAAGUUUCCGGAGAUAUGAAGCAGUCUAUACUUAAUACUGCAGAAGUCAUAUUUGCCGAUAUAUCCAAUAAGCUUUUCACCCAAAUACCUUUCAAGGAUUUUUUUAAAAAUUAUAGUAUGUGAUAUUUUGUAUAAACAUAACAAUAAUAAAUUAUUUAUAA